Camelina sativa (false flax) is the source of this 853-nucleotide messenger RNA. RefSeq lists its product as uncharacterized. The record is from RefSeq and is a predicted model, not a curated record. NCBI's taxonomy places the organism in Eukaryota, Viridiplantae, Streptophyta, Magnoliopsida, Brassicales, Brassicaceae.
AGAAAAAGAAAAAAAAAAUUCAUGAAUGAUACGUAUAAACUUAUUGCUAUAGUCAUCAUCGCCGGCGUAUUAACGGUAUUUGUUUUCAUAAUGUUUUCAUGUUUCAUGGACAAGAAGAAGAAGAAGAACCUUCAGCUACAGCAGCAGCCACAGACACCGCAAUGGCUGCGAGAAAUUGUUUCUGCUCCUACAUAUCAGGCAAGGAACAUUGAUGUGGAAAGUGAUGGCUUGCGGGGUAAAAGCGACACCAUUGUGAAGAAAUCUCUUGCUCCGGUUAAACCAUACAUUGUAGAUGGUAGCUCGCGCUUCCAGGCGCCUAAAAGAUUGGAGAGGGUUCGGGGUAAAAGAGAUGAUGGAGGUUUCGGUGGUGGUUGUGGUGGCAGUGGCGGCGGUGACAGCGGUUGUGGUGGCAGUCACAGUGGCGGUGGAGGUGGAUGUGGUGGCAGUCACAGUGGCGGUGGUGGUGGAUGUGGUGGAGGGGGAGGAGGAGGUGGAGGUGGAGGUGGAUGUGGGGGCGGCUCUUAAACCCGGAGAGAAAGAUGGAGGUCUUCGUGUGAUGACGUCAGGUAGUAAGACAAGAACUAGCAGGGCUUUUAGCCGCGGCAAAGGGUGCCUUUGUGGUGAUGGUGCAGGCUAUGGAGGUUGCGGCGGUUGCGGAGGUUAAAACAUUUAAUUGUCGUUGUUAUGUAAUAAUGGUUUUCUUAUUCGUGUGAUCGUAAUUUUUGUAUACAUAUAAGGUUGUGAUCAUCCUUUGUGAGUGGAAAUUGAAUGUACAAUAUUAUAUUAGAUGCUCUAUUGUAUGUCAUGUAAGUGAAAAUUACUGUUUUGUAAUUUUGAAAUUUACGGUUUACAA